UUUACAGAUGCUUAUAUUUUAAGAUGCACUUUUAAGCUUGGAGGGCAUUGUGGGGGUGGGUCCUGGGCAUUCUACUUGUUGGCAAGGCAGGCAUAGCAUCUGCCCAGGAUUCAGGUAGCCUCAAGCCCUGCUGAUGAAACUGAGGUGGGUCGAGGGGGUGUGUGUGUUUUUCACUGAAAAAUGUAUUCAGGGAUCAAGCCCCCUUGAAGGGCAGAAAGGAGAAGGGGCUAUUGUGACAGUCGUGAGACACUUGCACAGAUUGAACCUGGGCCCCCCCAAUGUGGUCCUACAGCAGAAGAUCCUGCUGUUGUGUUCUAGCUUCCCCUGCAUGGCAGGAGUGGAGAUGGGGGUGCUCCCAGGUGGUGUCACCCUGUUCUUGGGGUGUGGGGUGCUGCCAUUGCGACCCUGUUUCCUUGAAAACCACUUUGAUGUCACAGUGUCUGUUCCGUUUCAGAUGCCCAGGGCUGCAGCUCCUCAUACGUUGCUGCACAGUUCUGUAAACUCAGCCCAGCUGAAUCUCAGCUGUCUCAAGUGUACAUUUAAACCCAGGUGACUUAGUCUGAGUGUAUGGCUGGCUGAGCAGCCAAGUGGGUGCAGAGGCCAUCGCUGAAUUCUGGGCUGCUAUGCAGGGAGCUCAGAGCAGUGUUGGUACCAAAAAUUAUUUUUUAACUUGUGAACAAGUUUGUCAAGUAGUGGAAUUGAAUCUUGUGUGUGUGGAUUAAUAGCUGUGCUCUGUCUCAUAGGAAAAAUCCCACUGAAGAAGUCUCCAUGUCCAGCAGCAUAGCUAAAGGCAUGUGCUGGCCAAGGAUGGCCUGUCUCCUGGGGCGCCCUCUGGGUGGGGGAGGAAAGAGGUGUCCCAAGAACAGGAAGUCCUUUCACAAAGCAUCCGCUCUCUUCCUCUCCUCCUGAACCGAGUCACCCAGGGUCAGGGUGGGGUAGAUGUCAGUGGCCUUUGAGGCCACCUAUCUUGGCAUCUUGGCCCUGGAUUCACUUGUUGGUGGCCAGGGAAAAGACUGGCAGGGCCCACCAGCCAGUGGGUUCUCAGCAGCACCUGGCCUUCUCCACCUGUUCCCUAGGUCUACUGACCUUUAGCAGACUGGCAGCACUUACAGGGUAGUGCCUGGGAAGCUGUUCCUUUUGGCUGACUCCUUCCCAGUGCCUUGCCCUAUACCCAGUGGCUUCUCUCACAGCGCUGCUUCACCUGUUCACUGAGUUCUAAGAGCAAUAAAGGGUAUCCUAUGCUUGCAGAUGCUCCCAGGUCAGGGGUGGCUGGGGUUGGAAUGGUGCCACAGGGCAACACGAGAGCAGCCAUGCCUGUGAGGUUGGUGGUGCUGACGUUGGCUCUGCGAGGUCGGCUCAAGGUGGGUCUGGAUAUUGAGCAGGCCUGUCAGGGCGUUGUCACCCACACCAGGAGCACGCAGCAGGUGCGGCAGCCAGCAACACCUCCUCUUCUACUGGUCAGUGGCCCGGGAGCCUGUGUGUGUCCCAUCUCCAGCCUGUUUCACUGUGUGAACCCAAAUGCACAUUAAACUCUCAAACCUGCACUGACUGGGCCUUCCUUCCUCUCAUCUUUGCAGCAGCCCUAGGGCAGUCUAGGUAUGGGUACGGCAGGGUGGGAGGACUGGAAAAAAGGUCAAGCUGGGAUUCCAAUUCCAGAGCAAAAACAGUAACCACUCUGGAGGAUCAGGUUCUGAAAUAGUAGGAAAAGCAGAGCCCCAAACCACAGGAUAGGGAUUCUGUGUGGAAGCUGGUGGGCACAUGGACAGCUGAGCCACUGUGUAUCAUGUGACGGGAUAGGGAAUGGGCAGAGACGAAGCCAUGCUGGAGGAGACACAGAGGUUGGCCUAACUUGGUAUGCAGAAGGGAGGCUGCAGUAGACUGACUGGGAUCCCUCCGGGUCCUGGGCAUUUGCUCUGUAGAAUGCCCAAAACCCCAUCGGGUGUUCGUGGGUCCUGGAAAGUGACUGGGUCAUACCAGGCAUUUAUUAAUGGCUCCUUGUGUGCCCAGCUCUGGGAGUCAGAGGUAACAGACACCAGAAAGAGAUUCUAGGAAACAUUAAAUCUACCUCACCCAGAUAAAAUCCUGACUAGGACCGGGGACAGCCAGCCAGCUGGGCGGGUCCCCAUCAAGCCCUUGUUCUCGUGCCCUCCCAGACCCCAUGCAUUCUGAUCUGCACAAGCCAGGUGUCAGCAUCCCCAGUGGGGGAGGGGGCUGUCCUGGCACUGACCUGGAUAUCAGAUACUGCUGGGGAGGAGGCAGUGGGGUCAGGAAGGGAGGGUACAGUUUGACUCAUCAAAGGCAUCCUGAAGUUUCUCUGGCCAACUCCUCCAAGGGGCUGCAGACAAUCAGAGCUUUGUGAGCAGGGGCUGCAGCAUGGAGCAAAAAGGCAGCCACACAGAGGACUCCAGACCUAGGCCUGCUGAGGUAAGUGCCUUUACCAUUCCUGGGACAAGUCCCCUGGACAGGGGACAGGAGUGCCACCUACCCCUCUCCCUGCUCUUCAGCCCUUUCCCUGAGCAAGCCUCCUCCCUGGUCUCUAAAACGGCCCCACUCACAGCAACGUGUCCCCAGGUGAAGACCAAACCCUGCCGUGGGGGCUGGAGAGCCGCAGGCCUGCUGCUGCUUGCACUGGCCACUGCUGGGGCUGUGGCCGGAGGACUUCUUGGCUUUGUUCACAGGUCUCCCAAGCCACUGCUGCAGACGCUCCGACUGACACUCCCAAGCCCCCGUGUGCCCCGGUCCAACCAAACCACCCUGGUGGACGCGGCCCGGAAUGUGGCGACCAUCACGGUGACUCCACCUCAGAGCAACCACAGCUGGACGGUGCUGUUCGAUGGACAAAGUGGCUGCAUCUGUUACCGCCCUGCAGAGCACCCGGCCUGCUUCCUCCGCUUGAUGGAGGCCCAAGAUUGGGAGACCCUGCAACUGCUGAUGAACACUUCUGGGCCUUUCUGCAGGCCCAAGGGUCCCGCGUCCCCAGCCAGGACACCCACCAUGCCCAGGAGCUGCUGGCAGUGCUUGGGGACCACGCCGUGGACCCUGCCCAAGUGGGAGCUUCGGUGCAUCACCUUUGUGCAAAGACCCCCAUCUACUGGACCCGACGGGCAGAGGGUGAGUUGGGGCAGGCUGUGCGGGGAGGCCUGUGGCCUCCACAGAGAAUCUAAGGAGAGUCCUCGGGCAUUCAUGAGCCCCUCUCCCCACAGGACCCCAGAGGCAGCGGCUGAUCUAUCUCUGCAUCGACAUCUGCUUCCCGAGCAACAUCUGCGUGUCUGUCUGCUUUUAUUACCUCCCAGACUAAGCCCCCUCCCUGCCUGGCCCAGCCCGGCCCUUGCUCCUACAGGCCAGCACUGUCCCCACAGGCCAGCACCAAGGAGGGCGGCUGUUAUCAGUGCCUAAUAAACCCUUCUACCUGGCCAUGGU
This is a messenger RNA of Castor canadensis (American beaver), 3420 nucleotides long. The record is from RefSeq and is a predicted model, not a curated record. Lineage: Eukaryota; Metazoa; Chordata; Mammalia; Rodentia; Castoridae.